AUGGCAAACGCAAUAGCUGAGAAUGUUUUGGGUACUAUAGGUACCGUGUUAUGGUGUAUUCAGCUUAUUCCACAAGUUGUUAGAAACUAUAGAGCAAAGAACUGCGAAGGUCUACCCCCAUUGAUGAUGUUUUUAUGGGCUGCCAGUGGAGUUCCCUUUUCCAUAUACUUUAUUGCUACAGAUGGAUCUAUCCCGUUACGAAUUCAACCCCAGUUAUUUACUUUGUUUUGCACAAUAUCUUGGAUCCAAACCUUGUAUUACCCCCCUAAAAAAGUUUCGAGGACAAAAUUGAUUACGUUUGUUGGAUCUUUUAUUGCAAUUUCAGUAGGUUUGGAAGUUGGAUUCAUCUUAUGGUUGAGACCUUUGUAUAGAAGAGGAAUUGAAUGGCCCAUGUUAAUUAUUGGGAUAGUGGCAUCCGUUUUAUUGGCUAUUGGAUUAAUCCCCCCAUAUUUUGAGUUAGCAAAACGUCAAGGACGAGUCGUUGGUAUUAAUUUCGUAUUCCUUACAUUAGACUCAUUAGGUGCCUUGUUUUCAUUGUUGAGUAUUGUUGUUGGAACAAUGGAUAUUAUGAGUAUGGUGUUGUAUGCGAUUGUGUUGGCUCUAGAGGUGGGUAUUUUCGCCAGUCAUUUCAUUUGGUGGUUGAGAAUAGGGAGAAAUUCAGACAACGAGUCAUUAGAUGUACAGAUACAUCACGAGACACAUAGCAAUGAAGAGGAGAAAAGCAACGUGGUCGUUGUAUAA
This is a messenger RNA of Candida dubliniensis CD36, 741 nucleotides long. RefSeq lists its product as uncharacterized. The record is from RefSeq and is a predicted model, not a curated record. Lineage: Eukaryota; Fungi; Ascomycota; Pichiomycetes; Serinales; Debaryomycetaceae. The coding region runs from base 1 to 741 and encodes 246 amino acids. The transcript has a single exon.